AUGUCCUAUAAACAAACAACAUAUUAUCCUAGCAGGGGUAAUCUGGUAAGAAACGACUCAUCUCCGUACACUAAUACUAUUUCCUCAGAAACCAACAAUAGCAGUACAAGCGUAUUGAGUCUUCAAGGCGCAUCUAACGUGAGUUUAGGGACCACUGGUAACCAAUUGUACAUGGGCGACUUGGAUCCUACAUGGGAUAAGAAUACCGUUAGGCAAAUUUGGGCAUCUCUGGGAGAAGCGAAUAUUAAUGUCCGGAUGAUGUGGAAUAAUACGCUUAAUAAUGGGUCGAGAUCAUCAAUGGGUCCAAAGAAUAAUCAAGGAUAUUGCUUUGUUGAUUUUCCCUCAUCUACUCAUGCAGCAAAUGCACUUUUAAAGAAUGGUAUGCUUAUACCCAAUUUUCCAAAUAAAAAAUUGAAAUUAAACUGGGCUACAUCCUCAUAUUCAAACAGCAACAAUUCUCUUAACAACGUGAAGAGUGGUAACAACUGUUCUAUAUUUGUUGGAGACUUAGCACCAAAUGUUACAGAGUCUCAAUUAUUUGAACUUUUCAUUAACAGAUAUGCUUCUACUUCUCAUGCCAAAAUUGUGCACGACCAGGUUACCGGGAUGUCUAAGGGCUACGGUUUUGUAAAGUUUACCAAUUCUGAUGAACAACAGUUAGCUCUGUCAGAAAUGCAAGGCGUAUUUUUAAAUGGUAGAGCCAUAAAAGUAGGACCCACAUCUGGUCAGCAGCAGCAUGUCAGCGGUAACAACGAUUACAACCGUAGUUCUUCGUCACUAAACAACGAAAAUGUAGACUCGAGAUUUCUUUCCAAGGGUCAAUCAUUUUUAAGCAAUGGAAAUAAUAACAUGGGCUUUAAGAGAAACCAUAUGUCUCAAUUCAUUUAUCCAGUCCAACAGCAGCCGUCUUUAAACCACUUCACUGAUCCGAAUAACACCACUGUGUUUAUCGGAGGAUUGUCAUCACUGGUGACUGAAGACGAAUUACGUGCUUAUUUCCAACCUUUUGGCACGAUAGUCUAUGUCAAAAUUCCGGUAGGCAAAUGUUGCGGGUUUGUCCAGUAUGUUGAUCGGCUAUCGGCUGAGGCUGCCAUUGCUGGGAUGCAAGGGUUCCCCAUUGCAAAUUCAAGAGUUAGACUGUCUUGGGGCAGGUCUGCUAAGCAAACAGCGUUGCUUCAGCAAGCCAUGUUAAGUAACUCUUUACAGGUUCAACAACAGCAACCAGGUUUACAGCAACCUAACUACGGAUACAUUCCAUCCAGUACGUGUGAAGCACCUGUUCUGCCAGAUAAUAAUGUUUCAUCCACGAUGCUUCCUGGAUGUCAAAUUCUGAAUUAUUCUAAUCCAUACGCUAAUGCGAAUGGAUUAGGCUCGAACAAUUUCAGUUUCUACAGUAAUAAUAAUGCUACAAAUACGCAAGCUACUAGUUUACUGGCUGACACUAGCUCUAUGGACCUCUCAGGCACGGGUGGCCAACAAGUUAUCAUGCAAGGAAGCGAAGCGGUUGUUAACAGCACUAAUGCAAUGUUAAACCGUUUGGAACAAGGCAGUAAUGGUUUUAUGUUUGCUUGA
Saccharomyces cerevisiae S288C is the source of this 1572-nucleotide messenger RNA. RefSeq names its product Nam8p (gene NAM8). Lineage: Eukaryota; Fungi; Ascomycota; Saccharomycetes; Saccharomycetales; Saccharomycetaceae. Gene Ontology annotation, cellular component: cytoplasm. The transcript has a single exon. Bases 1 to 1572 code for a protein of 523 amino acids. Gene Ontology annotation, molecular function: mRNA binding; RNA binding; nucleic acid binding. The record is from RefSeq and is marked reviewed.